GUAUCUGGAGCGCAUGUCGCGGACUCUGUCUAAUGAAGAGUUCGUUAUGUUGCAGCAGGCGCUGGGCUUAACGUUUGCUAGGCGAGGCUUACUGCUCGAUAGAGCCUUAGACAGGCUGAUCAACCCAACAGAGGUGUUUAUGCAUGACUACAUGCACGCGCUGUUCGUCGACGGUGUUGUGAAUCUCGUGACCUACCUAACUUUCGAAGAGUUCAUAUCUGCUGUGCUUAAUGGCGUGUGGGAGUCAUUCUCUGGCUUCUUGGCAACUUGGGUGUUCCCUGGAAGGCUAUUGAACUGCUUCGUCCUGGAGAGGAAGCAUAGAAUGCCAAAGAGAUACGCCACCGAGCUGGCGAACAUCUCUGGGUCAGCCAGCAAGUCGUUGCUGAGCGAAUGCGUUGCCCAUCACCUGUCAGCAAUAAAGAGCCACAGCUUCAAUUAUGACGUCGGCUUGUUGCAGGGCCGCAGGGCACCCAAGAAGAGCAGGCAGCUGAUCUUGGACGCAUUGGAUUUGGAAGGUGAUGAUAUCCCAGUGAAUGUAGGUAAAGAUUCUCGCUUCAGCCAGCUCGGCUUAUGCACGCAAGGGGACGUUGUGCUUUUGAACGGCUCCGAUGACAUACUUGCCGCCCGCGUGAAGUUGCAUUUCGAGGUCAGUGGAGAAGCUGUUUCUAUGAUGGAGGUUAUGGAACUUUCUCGGCGCAUCCCUGGUACUGCAAAGGCAGUGUGGAAACUUUCUGAGACUCCAGUGGAGUGCUGGGAGACCAAAGCUAUUUUGGCUGCAGUAGAACACUGCGUGUACGCAGACGGCACCGUCGGCACUAUCCUGCCAUUGGAGUUUUCAUGA
Molecule: messenger RNA, 841 nt
Organism: Prorocentrum cordatum
Lineage: Eukaryota; Dinophyceae; Prorocentrales; Prorocentraceae
Source: the annotation of a GenBank genome assembly